AUUUCGAUGAGGAAGGCAAGCACAGAGGGAGAUAAUCAAAUGGAAGAGGAAGAAGGCUGCUCACCAAUGGGAAAUUUUGAAAUACCAUUGGAGGUGGCCAGAAAGGCAACAGUGGCAGAUGGGGAAGCUAAGAUAGCUAGCAACGGCCAUAUUAGGAAGGAGUGUACUAGCCCUAAGGGCUACAAGAAAGAGGUUGAAGUUCUAAAGGAGCUGAGGGUCGAAGAGGAAGAAAAGGAAAAGAUGUCUGAUUCUGAAAGGGCUAGCAGUAAUGCACCACAAAAGGUUCAUUUCAGACCUUCUCAAGUAAAGGAUAGGCAAGAGGAAUUUGGGCCAAAAGCUCCAUCUAGCCCAAAUGGGUCUUCAAAAAUGAGAAAGGACAUAGUGGACAACAACUGCCUAAGUGUCAGGAGGACCAAUCUAGAAACUUAGUAGGAGUAGAAGAGUAAAAAGCGAAUAGUAUC
This is a messenger RNA of Rubroshorea leprosula, 461 nucleotides long. The record is from the annotation of a GenBank genome assembly. NCBI's taxonomy places the organism in Eukaryota, Viridiplantae, Streptophyta, Magnoliopsida, Malvales, Dipterocarpaceae.